This is a messenger RNA of Hipposideros armiger (great roundleaf bat), 2102 nucleotides long. It is a transcript of the gene DUS2, whose product is annotated as dihydrouridine synthase 2. Gene Ontology annotation, cellular component: cytoplasm. Bases 98 to 1861 code for a protein of 587 amino acids. Gene Ontology annotation, biological process: tRNA dihydrouridine synthesis. Gene Ontology annotation, molecular function: tRNA dihydrouridine synthase activity; tRNA binding; flavin adenine dinucleotide binding. The transcript has 17 exons. The record is from RefSeq and is a predicted model, not a curated record. NCBI's taxonomy places the organism in Eukaryota, Metazoa, Chordata, Mammalia, Chiroptera, Hipposideridae.
CGAGAUCAGCAGCCGGCCAGGUCGCACCAACACCGGACGCGGGGGGCUCCGCCGCCCGCUCUGCCGCUGUUCCUGCCGCCGCAGUAGAGCCCGUGGGAUGCGCAACACCGGCAGGGGCUCGUCGGGACCGCUAACCGCCAGGUCCCGUCGAGGCGCCAGAAGCAACCGAGUCGUAAGCAAAGAAAGCCGCAGCGGCCGUGCUAGAGCCAUAUUCUUCGGCGUGCUGGAUAGGCGCACGGCAGUGACGUCACAGGCGCGCCAAGACCUUGCAGAUGGUGGCUGCCGUGGCUCAGUAAGGCACGCGGAAUUGGCGAACCGUGAGGAAGGAGGGAGGAUCUGUAGAGUUCAGCAGCGGCGAGGCUGUAGCAGAAGAGGAAUGAUUGUGAACAGCCUCUCACUGUGCUACCACAACAAACUCAUCUUAGCCCCUAUGGUUCGGGUAGGGACCCUCCCAAUGCGGCUGCUGGCCCUGGACUAUGGAGCGGACAUUGUGUACUGUGAGGAGCUGAUUGACCUCAAGAUGCUUCAGUGCAAGAGAGUUGUCAAUGAGGUGCUCAGCACAGUGGACUUUGUCGCCCCUGAUGACCGAGUAGUCUUCCGCACCUGCAAAAGAGAACAGAGCAGGGUCGUCUUCCAGAUGGGGACUUCAGACGCAGAGCGAGCCCUUGCUGUGGCCAGACUUGUAGAAAAUGAUGUGGCUGGUAUUGACGUCAACAUGGGCUGUCCAAAAGAGUAUUCCACCAAGGGAGGAAUGGGAGCUGCUCUGCUAUCAGAUCCUGACAAGAUUGAGAAGAUCCUCAGCACUCUUGUUAAAGGGACAUGCAGACCUGUGACCUGCAAGAUUCGCAUCCUGCCAUCGCUGGAAGAUACCCUGAGCCUUGUGAAGCGGAUAGAGAGGACUGGUAUUGCCGCCAUCGCAGUUCAUGGGAGGAAGCGAGAGGAGCGACCUCAACACCCUGUCAGCUGUGAAGCCAUCAAAGCCAUUGCUGAAACCCUCUCCAUUCCUGUCAUAGCCAAUGGAGGAUCUCAUGAGCACAUCCAAGAGUAUUUGGACAUUGAGGACUUUCGACAAGCCACGGCAGCCUCUUCAGUGAUGGUGGCCCGAGCAGCCAUGUGGAACCCAUCCAUCUUCCUCAAGGAGGGUCUGCGGCCCCUGGAUGAGGUCAUGCAGAAGUACAUCCAAUACGCUGUGCAGUAUGACAACCACUACACCAACACCAAGUACUGCUUGUGCCAGAUGCUACGAGAACAGCUGGAGUCGCCCCAGGGAAAGUUGCUUCAUGCUGCCCAGUCUUCCCAGGAAAUUUGUGAGGCCUUUGGCCUUGGUGCCUUCUAUGAGGAGACCACAAGAGAACUGGAUGCCCGGCGGGCUGAGCUCUUGGCCAGGACCCCAGAGGAGGCGGGGGAGCCAGCUCAAGACACUUCUGGUGUGAUUAAGAUGGCUGUCAAGUUUGACCGGAGAGCAUACUCACCCCAGAUCACCCCCAAGAUGUGUCUGCUGGAAUGGUGCCGGAGGGAGAAGUUGGCACAACCCAUAUAUGAAACAGUUCAACGCCCCCUGGAUCGCCUCUUCUGUUCUGUUGUCACUGUUGCUGAGCAAAAGUUCCAGUCCACCUUGUGGGACAAGUCCAAGAAACUUGCGGAGCAGGCUGCGGCCAUCGUCUGUCUGCGGAGCCAGGGCCUCCCUGAGGGUCGGCUGGAUGAGGAGAGCCCCUCCUUGCACAAGCGCAAGCGGGAGGCUCCUGACCAAGACCCUGGGGGCCCCAGAGCUCAGGAACCAGCAGUGCCUGGGGAGCUGUGCAAGAAGCCCUUUGUAGCCUUGGGAAAUGGUAAAGAGAGCCCCUGUGGGGACAGAGCAUGAACCAGAAGACUAUUGGACAAUUUGCUGCUCCUGCCUGACAGGAGUUAUGAGGUUCUGGCCUGGGCCAUCAGCCUGGAGCAUGGGACAAGGUGUGCCCAGAGUGCCCAUCUCCCUUAGUAGGUCUGAGUAGCAGGACCAAGUUCCUAGCGACUCAGUAUUUUCUUUGAAAAUGGGCUAUUCAGGUGGCACCUCCCCAACCUGACAUUGGUACAGUGCAAUAAAGUCAUCCUCUCCACCCUUA